Lolium perenne is the source of this 1087-nucleotide messenger RNA. RefSeq lists its product as uncharacterized. The record is from RefSeq and is a predicted model, not a curated record. NCBI's taxonomy places the organism in Eukaryota, Viridiplantae, Streptophyta, Magnoliopsida, Poales, Poaceae.
CGGAAAGCUGACAAAGGAGAACAGAAGGAUGUUACAGUGUCUUCACACGCAGCGUCGGUGGGCGCACCGCAGGGGCGGCUUCGUCACCGGCGGCACCGGAUGGUCGCAGAAAGCCGGCCCCGUGGGCUUUAUGGGUGCGAAGAAGUCGGAGUGGUGGGCGGUGGACGGCGAGCUGCACGAGGUCGGGGAGGGCGUACCGCACCGCGAGCGCUUCGCCAUCCCGCGCGACAACCUCCCGAACCGCCGCCGCAAGCAGAUGCGUGAGCAGUUCAUGCGCCGCACGCGCCUCGUCCUCAAGGACUCGGAACAUGAAACUUGGUGCAAAAAAUAUAUGGAAAUGUACCAAGAACUUAGAGAGAACUGGGAACGGUUGUACUGGGAUGAAGGUUAUACAAAAAAGAUUGCUGAAGAUCGCACUAAUUAUGACUCUGCUGAAGAAGAUGAUCUAGACUUUUCACCAUACAGCAGGAGAAGGAGCUCCAGCGUAGAGCCAAACAAGGACUUCAGUUCUGGGGGUAGCAGACAGGGUGGAACAUGGGAAAGUGUUACUCAAAUUCGUGACAAGUUUGAAUACGACAGAGAAAGGAGAAUGAGAGAACGAGCAUUUGCUCCCAUGAAUAUGGAAAACAAUUUUGGCCAGCAUAAUUCGAAACACAACCCUGGUCCACAUGGUGGUGAUUUCGUGAGUCAAACUGGUCGGAGCUUUCAACUUGACCUAAGUUCCAGAAAUCAGCAUGAUUCUAAUGCCCGAAACAUAUCAAGUUUCAGAAAUCAGCAAUAUCCAAAUUCCCGAAACCAAUAAAUGGUUUGGGGACCACACAUUCUAGCCAGGAUCUUGCAUUGUGCGUAGACAGAAAGGUGUUCCAUGAUUAUGCGAGUGCUUUAUGUUCACUGAUUUUGCACCUCUGGAAUGAAAAUGAGAAUGGGAUGAGAUGUGAAAACUGCAUUUAUGAGAACUGAGUGUAGUAUGAGAACUGUUGUUCAUCCUUUUCUCAAGAAGUGGAGUGUAACAAAAAAAGAAUUGUCGCUGCCCCUUGCCCACUGCUUUUAAUAAUCCAAAAUGCUAAUUGUGAAGAGAAUUGCCAUA